AUGCCGGUGACGCCCAACGAUGACAUUGUGGAGAUCAGUCGACGCUGUGAUUUUCUUUGCAUGGCAUUGGCCAGUGCGGAGGAUGGUGUAAAAACGAACCCGACUCAAAGGUAUAUGUAUUUGUGUAAGGCCAGUGGGGAGCGUCCAAACCACACGUUCCUGCACUUUAGUAAGGGUACAUGUGGCACUCGUCUAGAUCUGCACCGCGCCUACCUGAGCCAACGGGCCAUUUUGCCCAUUCUCCUUACAUUACCCUUCUGCCCAUGGCUCGAACACAUUAAUCUGCGUGAGGAGCGCCUCACUACCACCCUCGUAGAAUUACUCUGUGAGUCGCUGCGUAAUCUCCCGUGUAUCAGAACCAUUGACGUUUCAAUGAACCCGUUUGGUUCGUUUGGUGUGCAAGCGCUGCUCAGGCUUGUCCUGCGGAAACGCAGCAUUGUCGAUUGCUAUGUGGGGGACGCUCAAAGCGUGGGAUCGUUGCUGCGUCGUCUGCAGAUGGCAUGUGAAAGGAACAGGCGAGACGCAGUUGACAUGGAGGAAGAUGAAGAAGAGGAAGAGGAAGAUGAAGAAGAGGAAAAAGCAUUUUCCACGCUUCCCGCGGAGUGCCCCGGAAGUUAA
Trypanosoma cruzi is the source of this 618-nucleotide messenger RNA. RefSeq lists its product as uncharacterized. Bases 1 to 618 code for a protein of 205 amino acids. The transcript has a single exon. The record is from RefSeq and is a predicted model, not a curated record. Lineage: Eukaryota; Euglenozoa; Kinetoplastea; Trypanosomatida; Trypanosomatidae.